AUGGGAGUGUCGCUGGGAGCACCAGCCGCUAAAGGCACGACUGCUGCCGGCUUAUGUGCGCGAGCGAAUGCCGCUGCGGCCACCGACCUCGUGCGGCGUUAUGUGCGAAUGGGGACUGUGAUGCUCCUUGGCUCGCUUGCGCAGCCGCGCAAAGUCCGAUUCGAAUUUGAGCGCUGCGUAUCCGUGGGGACGGUGAUGCCCGACGUCGCGUCCGCAAGCGGCGGCGGCGCGAGCGGCAGCGGAGAAGGUGCAGUGGAUGCGCUGCUGUUGUGGGACGUGUUUUUGGGUGACGCGCUUUUCGAGCGCACGGUGUGCGACGCGGUGCAGCUGUUCGCGUCGCCCGACUGCUCGGGUUCUGCAGCGGCAGAGUACCAAAACACGGUUUACCACACAAGGGACAUGAGUACGGUCAAGAUGGGCGCAUCAGUGAAGUCCAUCCUACUGCUGCCAUAUGUGCCCUGCACCUGCUCCCAUACGUCCCUCCCAUGCGUCCCUCCCAUACGUCCCUCCCAUGCAUCCGUCCCAUGCGUCCGUCCCAUGCGCCCCUCCCCCCUGUAUCUGUGUGAGCAGUACGGUCAAGAUGGACGCAUCAGUGAAGUCCAUCCUACUGCUGCCAUAUGUGCCCUGCACCUGCUCCCAUACGUCCCUCCCAUGCGUCCCUCCCAUGCGCCCCUCCCAUGCGCCCCUCCUCCCUGUGUCUGUGUGAGCAGUGCGUUCAAGAUGGGCGCAUCUGUGAAGUCCAUCCGCUGCGUUCUCGUCAUGCCUCUCUCCCCAUUCUUUCCCCCAUCCCUCUCCUCCCGUUCUUCCCCCCAUGCCUCUCCCCCCACCCCAUGCCUCUCCCCCCAUUCUUUCUUCCAUGCCUCUCCCCCCAUUCUUUCCCCCAUCCUUCUCCCCCCAUGCCAUUUCCUCCCAUCCCAUCCCUCUCACCCCUUCCUCCCAUGUGAUCCAGACGACAUCUGCAGCCGUAUCAA
Closterium sp. NIES-65 is the source of this 971-nucleotide messenger RNA. The record is from the annotation of a GenBank genome assembly. Lineage: Eukaryota; Viridiplantae; Streptophyta; Zygnematophyceae; Desmidiales; Closteriaceae.